Molecule: messenger RNA, 1435 nt
Organism: Choloepus didactylus (southern two-toed sloth)
Lineage: Eukaryota; Metazoa; Chordata; Mammalia; Pilosa; Megalonychidae
Exons: 5
Coding region: 1-996 (331 amino acids)
Source: RefSeq, a predicted model, not a curated record
AUGAGUGCUGGACACAGUGACAUCUACAUCCAGUCGCCAGGGGCAGCAGUAGCUUCCGGCAUCAGCAUCCAAGGAGCAGUGUUGCUGAUGAUGUUGGCGCAAGCUGCAGCGUGGCGCUCAGGGUGGCAGCAGCAGGUGACACAAACGUCUGUGUUUCUCUUUGCUUUUGACCAAAAGCCCGAGGGAAGGGCCGCCCUAGGAGACAGACAGGGUAGGCUGUACCAACCAGUUCCCGCCCCCCACCAAACGCGUUCCCAUCCCGGGGGCCAAGCCUGGCCCGGCCGGAAGGGCUCGCGGCCGCCGAUGGGCGGCGGCUUCUGCCAAGGGAAGCUUGCGCGGGCGGGGCUGGGAGGUGGGGGCUCGGCGAUCCCCGGCGUCUCGCCCCUCCACACCCUGCUGCCGCCCUCCCGCCUCUUGCCCUCCUCCGCGGGGGAAGAGCGUGCGCUCGGGGUCAGCUGGCUGGCUUUGUGGCUGCUUCCCAGGAAGGAAGAAGCGUUGUCUGCCGAUCAGUUUAUCAGCUGGCUUUCCUGUGCCGGAGCGCUGCCGUUUUCCGGGGACGGCUGCCACCCCCGUGAUUCCCAGCCCGACUUGCAGCCAUUUCAGUAUUUGGCAGCUGUGAAGCGAAUAUUCGGACUGUGUGAGGCAGGGACUUCACCAGGGCCGUGUCUGCUCAUAGAACGGUUUGGCUGGGGUUUUUGGUUUGCAACCUUGAAUUCAGCUUCUUUGAUUUUGGUGUGUGAUGUUUCUACUUGCCCCACGCCCCACUCCCCAACUGAGGCACAUUAUCAUCAUCAGCUACACGUAUUAGGAAGGCAGUUCUCUGCACGACUGUGGAGCUGUUGGAGUUUCCUGGAGCUUGACUUACUAGAAGGUCACAAGAAUACAGGGCUGGCUUUAAGGGGGUGUGGCCUGUGCCAUGGCAGGGUCUUGUGCUUGGAAGGGCUCUGCUACUUGCUCUGCUCUCACAGUCCUGAAAUGCUUAACAAUUUUGAAUAAGGCCCUGCAUAUUCAUUUUGCUCUGGGCCCAGAUUAUGUGGCCAUUUUGUUAGUAGUAGCUCAUGUUCGUUUGAGUAAGUUUGAAUAAAGGUUUGAAUAAAUUCCCAUUUGAGAUAAUGGCCUACUGUUAGUUGAUGAACUGCUGAAGGUGAUUCUCUUAGUGUAUUACUCAGGGUUCUCCAGGGAAACCCAAUGGACAGGAUAUAAACAUAUAUAAUGUAAUAUUAUGAGAUUUAUUAUGGGAAUUGGCUCAUGUGACUGCGGGGAUGAGCAAGUUCAAAUUCCAUAGGGCAAGUUGCAAAAUGGGAACUCCAAUGAAGUUUUUGAUAAAUUCCCCAGAAGAAGCUGGCUAGCUGAAGUAGAGAAGAAAAUUCUUCCUACUGAUUGUUGAAAUCAUCAGUUCUCCUUUUAAGGCCUUCAACUGAUUCGGUGAGACUUC